UCCGGCAGCAUGAGGAGACUGAACAACCGGGCCGAGAGCCACCUGACGGGCCGAGCCGAGUCCGAGCUGGACGCCAUGACGGACGGAGGCUGGGUGAACCACGGCUACUGCGGCUCCCCUGCGCCGCAGGUCAGCACCAUCUACAGCCUCCAGCCGGCCUCCGUGGACCGGGACGACAAACUGGACCGCAUCCAGGAGGAACCGGGUAGCUCCGAGCAGAGCCCGGUGACGAAGAGAAGAGGCUGCUGCAGCUUUAUCAAAGCGUUUUGGGGAACAGCUUGGACCGAAAACACGUCCAACAACAGGGAAAAGUUCAUCCGCACCACUCUGAGGGAGCUGAUCGUCUACCUGGUGUUCCUGCUGGAUGUGUGUCUCUUGACCUACGGUAUGACCGUCUCCAGCAGCUAUUAUUUCACCAAAGCCAUGACGGAUCUGUUUGUGGGCUCGGCCAGCCAAAAUGGAGUCACGUUUCAGACCAUUGGCAACAUGGCCGACUUCUGGGACUUCGCCCAGGGUCCCUUACUGGACGGGCUUUACUGGACCAAAUGGUACAACAACCAGUCCCUGGACAGCGGAGACCAGUCGUUCAUCUACUAUGAGAACAUGCUGCUCGGAGUUCCCCGGAUGAGGCAGAUUAAGAUUAAAAACAACUCCUGCAAAGUCCCAGAAGACUUCAAAAAUGAGAUUGCCGAAUGCUUCGACGUCUACAACGAGAAGAAGGAGGACGACCUCAGCUUUGGCCUCAUCAACGGCUCUGCGUGGCGCUACCACACAGAGAAAGACAUCAAAGGUUCCUCCUACUGGGGCCUCCUGACCACCUACAGCGGCGCCGGGUUCUACCAGGACCUGAGCCGGACCAAGGAGGACAGCGCCAACAUCCUGGCAGAACUGAUGGACAACCUUUGGCUGGACCGAGGAACCAGGGCGGUUUUCAUCGACUUCUCAGCCUACAAUGCAAACAUCAACAUGUUCUGUGUCAUCAGGUUGGUGGUGGAGUUCCCAGCGACCGGUGGCGCCGUCCCAUCCUACCAGAUCAGAACCGUCAAACUGAUCCGCUACAUCACCCACUGGGACUACUUUGUCCUCGGCUGCGAGUUGGUUUUCUGCGUGUUCAUCCUCUACUAUGUCGUGGAGGAGAUUCUGGAGCUGCGGAUACACAAGUUUGCCUAUUUCAAAAGCAUCUGGAACAUCCUGGACAUACUGGUCAUACUGCUGGCCAUCGUUGCGAUUGUCUUCAAUGUCUUCCGGACCAUCAAAGUGGAUAAUCUGCUCGGGUCGCUGCUGGAACAGCCGGAUUUAUACGCUGAUUUUGAAUUCCUGGCUUUCUGGCAAACCCAGUAUAACAACAUGAAUGCUGUGAAUUUGUUCUUCGCCUGGAUCAAGAUUUUCAAAUACAUCAGCUUCAAUAAGACGAUGACGCAGCUGUCCGCCACGCUGGGCCGCUGCGCCAAAGACAUCCUGGGCUUCGCCAUCAUGUUCUUCAUCGUCUUCUUCGCCUACGCGCAGCUUGGAUACCUGCUGUUUGGAACCGAGGUCGAAUCUUUCAGCACAUUCGUCAAGUGCAUUUUCACGCAGUUCCGGAUAAUUCUCGGCGACUUCGAUUACGACGCAAUCGACCGCGCAAACCGAGUCCUGGGGCCCAUUUACUUCGUCACCUACGUGUUUUUUGUUUUCUUUGUCCUGCUGAACAUGUUCCUGGCCAUCAUCAAUGACACUUACUCAGAGGUCAAAGAGGAGCUGGCGUCUCAGAAGGACGAGCUGCAGAUUACUGACCUCAUCAAACAGAGCUACAUGAAGACUUUUAUGAAGCUGAAAGUAAAAAAAGAGAAAAUAUCGGACGUUCAGAAAGCUCUACAGUCUGGAUCUGGAGAAAUCGAAUUCAGGGAUUUCAGAGAGACUCUUAAAGAGAUGGGUCACGAAGAUAAAGAAAUAUCUGCGGCUUUCUCGCAGUUUGACCGAGACGGAAACCAGGUUCUGGAUGUAGACGAACAAACGAGGAUGAAAAUCGAACUGGAAGAAAAACGGGAUGCUCUAAACGCCGAGCUGAACAACUUGGGAAAGAACUACGGAAAAGAGUUUCCGGAGAGUCGUUCGGCCUCAGACGAUGAAAAAAGUCGAGGCUUCGUGGCGCAGGAACAGUUCCUCUGGCUGAGCAGGCGGGUUCUGCAGAUGGAAACGUCGAUGGCGGCGCUCACAUCCAGGACGGACCUGAUCAUGGAGAAACUGGGAUUAACGGGAAACAACAUUUUCUCCUCCCAGAGUGACCGACCUUCCUCACUGACGUCUCAGAUGUGAUGAACUUGCUGGAAGCCGCCGCGGAUCACAAUGAAAAAGGCCUGAAAACAAGUUGGCACCAGCAGGUUGUCAUGGAAACGUGUAAAUACUGUAAUAAUGAUUGCGAAUGUAUCGCCUACCAGCUAUCUGACUGCAGGAGAACGACGGCGCAUCAGGGCCAGAUGAAGAGGAAGAUGAAGAGGAGGAGUAAAUUUCAUCCAAAAAACUCAGAAAUUUUAAGAUUAACCUCUAGAAUUUUCAAGGUGUUGGAAAUUUCAAAAAUA
Messenger RNA from Xiphophorus maculatus (southern platyfish), 2558 nucleotides. RefSeq names its product polycystic kidney disease 2-like 1 protein (gene pkd2l1). The transcript has 15 exons. Lineage: Eukaryota; Metazoa; Chordata; Actinopteri; Cyprinodontiformes; Poeciliidae. Gene Ontology annotation, biological process: detection of mechanical stimulus; potassium ion transmembrane transport. The record is from RefSeq and is a predicted model, not a curated record. Gene Ontology annotation, cellular component: membrane. The coding region runs from base 10 to 2295 and encodes 761 amino acids. Gene Ontology annotation, molecular function: calcium-activated potassium channel activity; calcium ion binding; calcium channel activity.